AUGGCGGAGUCAACAAGCGCGAUGGCUGAUUUAGAUUGGGAUGCGAUUUUCGAGAUAGAUUUUGUGGAGGAAAGCGGUAGUGAAGGCGAAAAUUCAGACAGCGAAGACGACGGGUUACCAAUUAAUGAAGGUAUGUUAUUUCCUAUUGUCAAACUUGCUGUUGUUUAGGCGAAAAAUUGUCAAAAUUUGUCUUGACUAGUUUCCCCACGAAAACUCUUACAGUAUAUAUUUGAUCAUUCUUUUGAGAAAAACUGAAAAAGUAUAAUACUGUAUACAACACUUAUUAUAAUACUCAUACUGAAUAGUUUUACUAAAAUUGUAGUACUGUAGUUCGUACAUUUGGUUAUAAAAUUGCUAUGUUAUAUUGAACUUUAGAUGAGGAAUUUGAGGAACAACAACAAGCAUCAAAUAAGAAACCCCUUCAAGUCAAUGUUGUGGAGGAUAUUAAAGCGACAUCAAGUGAUAAAGCAAAAAAGACACCAAAACGUUUCGGUAAAAUGUUUAAAUGAAAUUAUUUGGUCAUUCAUUAAACUAUAUGUCUAUAUGGGGGUGUUCAGAAUGGGGGACCUCGUAGAUCCACACAUAGCAAAGGCCAGAAUCCAGACUGGAAAGUAAAAGGACCCAUGCCGGACAUGCCACUUUUGGCAUCCACUUUGGCAUACAUUUCUUUAAAAAAAAAAUCAAAUUAUAUAAAUUUGGCCUUAAUUUUAUGCAUCAUUUUCCUCAUUUUUUAUUAAUAUAAAGUCGGCAUACAUUUAAAGGUUCUGAAUUACUGCCUGGUGUAGAAAAAAAUACUUUCCAGUCUUGGCCGCUCUUGACCACUCCGUAUUACUCCUAUCGAGAACAAGAGUUUUUAUAAUUCCAAUCUUAAAACCGAUCCAUGCACGGCCAAGUGAUUUUAUAUUUUGGAAGUUUCUAACCCUGAAGAAUUCAUUACUGUACUCCUAAAGAAGUCACAAACAAAAUAGCCGUAAACCUCCAACUAUAAGCCCUUGGCUUAUAUACUUUCAUAAGCGAUUUUUGAUGGGCUUAUACAAGGGGGGGCUUAUAUAGGGGGGGGGGCUAAUACAUGGAUGAUCUUUUGUGUUUAGUAAGGCCAAAAAAAAAUAUGUGGGUUUCCGGUUUCUUCAUAUAAAAACUUAGGUAGGGUAGGUCGGUUUUAACUUUUUUUUAAAACUUUUUUUUAAUUUUCCGAACAAGCGGACGCCAUUUUGUUUAGUCAGUGCUUCCACUUCCAAAGAUAAAUUUUCCUAAUAUUGCUUCAAAUUUCAAUUUUCCACAAACUUUUUCCUCUAAGUGGAAACACUUACAAGCAUGAUCCAAUAAAAAAGUUUAGGAUCGGGAUUUCGACGUCCAAAAGCUAGGUAGGGUCGGGAAACCGGAAACCCACAUAUUUUUUUUUUUUGCCUAACAAACAAGUCAGACAUAAACAAGUCAGUCAUAAACAGGAAAAUAAACAUGUGUUAAUAAUGGGUCAUUCCAGAAAACAUCCAUACCGCCCCCACGGAGGAAAUUGGAAGUUAACCAGAUGCCAGAAAGUUGCCAACCACUCAGCGCGAUAGAAUGUGGAGGGCAUUUCAUGCCUUGUGUUCCAGUCGUGAUUUUGUUGUGGAAUGCGAGCUUUUCCUUUAUCCUGCUCUUUUACAGGAUGCUACCUGCAGGCUUUUCAAUCAAUCUUUUGUGACCAGAUUGUUUGAAAAUAUUAUUUUGUUCAAAACCACAGUUGUCCCAACUACUGUCGCUGGUAGUCAAUCUGAAGAGAUAGAGAUGACGGUUGUGGAGGAGAACAUUUUAAGAUAUGCUGUGGGUUUUGUUCCUUUCUCUCUGAAAAAACAGUGUUCAAAGAGAAAGACCAGGACUGAUGAGUUCAGGCAAAAAAUGAAAUGUUUAAGUGCACUAGGUGUUGAUGACGAAUUGGAAAAAUCCCAAACAUUCUUGGAGUAUACCAGAAGUUGGAUAGAGAAACAAAAUCGGGGGGGUUUGUUUCAAUUGAACGAUGCUGGGUAUCUGUUCUUUAGAGCAGUGGAACGUCACUGUAGGAAGUUCCUCCAGCAAACAUGCGUGCCUAACAAUGGUUCUUCAGACAUCCGGGAACUUGUUUUGAAGGAUAUUUACAACGACAACGUUGCUUUACAACAUUGGGCACAUGCAACGGCAGGGCAGCCUUCAUCUGUAUCUCUUCAAGUCCUACAAAUGUGUGUCAAGUUGUGGGUGACCAUCAGAGGGCAUGCGUUCGCAGCCAACUGGGUUGAAAAAUUUAAACAGUCGCAAUGUGCUGGAAAAAAGAAAGCACUAAGGAAGGAUCUGAAAGAUCUAUUAGAUCUGAAAGAUUAUAACAGUGUUAAGGCAUGGACGAAACACGCAACAUCUUUUUAUAACGAAUAA
This is a messenger RNA of Paramuricea clavata, 2385 nucleotides long. The record is from the annotation of a GenBank genome assembly. NCBI's taxonomy places the organism in Eukaryota, Metazoa, Cnidaria, Anthozoa, Malacalcyonacea, Plexauridae.